AAAAAUGGUUUCCACCAGAGCCAAGUCGGGCAAGAAGGCCACUACAAGUGGUGAAGGCACAUCUGCGCAUUCUGCAGAGAAAAAAAAAAGGAGAGGCCAUCAAAAGCUAAAAGGGCAACCAUGGAGCUUGUUGUGGGCAGAUGUUACCCAGUUCAUCUGCACACCACAAUGUGUGUUUCAGAGUUGCCGAAGACUGCGGGUAGAAUUCAAACAGCUGACCCCGCAUUACGUGGUGUAAUGUCCGAUGAAUAGAUGGCACUUCUGAAGACCACUCCAUUCUUUUCUUAUCUCGACUUGCCUCCAAUUAAACAAGAUCUUGUGUUAGUCGAUUACCUCCUCAGUUUUUGGGACGAAGAGAGAAGAGGUAUUAGAAUUGAAGAAACAUUUCUUCCCUUUUGUCUAGAGAAAAUAUCCAUUUUGGUGAGGCUGCCAGCAGAGGGGGAACCAAUAGAAUGGCAAAGCAAGAGUGUAAAGUCGAGCACUCUUGAUAAAUAUUUCGAUGGUGACUAUCGGCAUGCUGAUAGGUCGAAAUUAAGACAUAUUUUGUACAGUAUUGCUUGUCAAAAUGGAGAGGAGAUGGCAGCUGAUUUUGCGCGUAUAUUUAUAUUAUACGUAUUUGCGACAGUCCUUUUUCCGACCAGCCACUACAAUGUGUCGAAGGCGAUAUAUAGAUAUAUAGAUGAUGUGCAUAGAAUAGAUGAAUAUGCCUUGGGCCAUGCUGUAUGUAAUUAUCUUGUCAGUUCGAUCUCCAGAGCAUCCCCGCGUGUGAAGCAUCGGAAUAGCGGCCAAGAAAGACUUGCCGGCUAUAUUGACGGAUAUACAAUAGCAUUUUUAUUAAAGUUGGGCUUAUAAGCAUAUAAAGGGGUUAGGUACUUCCGACGAAGACAAGGCUGUCCUUCGGAUGAGAAAAUGGAAGGGUUCAAAAGCAUAUCGGUGUUACGAGAAGCUUCUAACAAAGCUGCCGAGUUAUACUCCUGCAGAGGUUGUACCCACAUUUACUUACCGCCCUAAUGAUAUGUCUAUAUUGAAGCCCACGUUACGUGGCAGCCGACCGGAACAGGCAGCGGCCCCCGCGGCAACAACUGCUGCCGGUGAAAGUAGCAAUAAUAUCAGCUCCUUAUUGAAUCAAUUGGAGCAAGCUCUUAAUAAACUACAAGAUCGGAAUAAGAUGUUGGAGGGGGAGAAUGCAAUGCUAAAAGAAAAAAAUGCAAAGCUUGAAGCGCAACUAUCUAGCGCUAGUACAGCCGCUGCUGCAGAAGGCGGAGCCGAAGCCGGUGUUGAUCCACAUCAAGGUGGCCAAGGCGCAGCGGUUGAAGAAAGCAGCCAACAGAGAGUUGAUGUUGGCGAGACUGUAAUAAGGGACAUUCCUUCAAGAAUUCAACGAAUUAAACAUCGUGCAAGGAAAGAAAAGAGAAUGUCUCCUGAUUUUACGCCGGGCGAACGUCCUUUGACCCGGCACUAUAGACGAAAGCAGCAUCAUUCUUUGAAGAUCGGGGGGGCUGAAGCUAGUGAAGAGGCAUCAGAUACUGCGACAGGGACCAUUGCUGAGGUCCUUCUGGAAAUUAAAGCUGAACAUGGACACUCAGAUAGUGCAAAACAAGCCGUUGAGAUUGAUGAUAUCCCUGUACCGGAUCAGGAGCCUGGGGUCAUUAUUGAGCGUCGUCGCAAGUAUCCCGGAAGAGAUAAAAUUCCCAAAGUGGAGCAGGACGCAAUAGAUUUUCUAAUUUCCCGACCUAUAACAAAGGGACCCAUAUGGCAAGAUAAUACAAAAGGGUCAGAUUCACCUUCUGUUAGUGGUCAAGUCCUCAAUGAAUACUUAUUUGGAGGCCCGACGCGCGACGAGGUGAUUAAUGUAUAUUUCCAUAUAAUUAAUAAGCUCGAUUGCUGUGGUGUACAUAAAUUUAGUCAACCGGGUAUUUUCUUGCGAACUGAAGUUGCGAUGCACGUACUCAAUAAGAUGCAGGGAUAUGGAAAGAAUAAUCUAGUAACAGCUGAUUUUGUGAAGGAUGUCGCAUUUGGAUCCGCAUCUAUACGUCACUUUCUGGAUAAAAUAAAUACACAAACCUGCAACACUUGUAGAUAUGUACUUAUUCCGUUACAUAGUAAUUGGCAUUGGCAUUUGCUAUCGAUUGAUUUGAAGGAACGACGUUUUGAGAGUUGGAACUCUUUGUGGAGCCACAGCGGGGCACAGGACGCGGCACAGCUGCUGGCGAAAUGGUUUACGUCCUAUUUUGAGCACAUCCUCCAAAUCCCUGUCGGCGCUUCUGACGUCAUAUUUCAUAAGGAAUGUCAACAACAGGGUUCCAUCGAAGUUGAUUGUGGCAUGUACACAUGCCUUUUUGCUGAAAGAAUCGUAAGAAACGGCCUCCCCGAUCUAUCAUUGUACGAUAAUGACCCCCCCUCCUUCCGUGCUCAUAUGAUCAGUGCGAUCUUAAAGGAUCCAUGUUGUUUGACCUAUACUUCUAUGAUUGAGUGCAUAGUCGCAAAAGAUGAUGUCUGAAUGUUAUAGGAUUUUGCAAUUAUUACUGGUACUGUACAGUGUGUUUAUAUAUUAUUGUGCAAUUGUGAAUUGUACUGGGCAAUUUGUAUAUAUAUGAUUGUGAAUGUACAAUUGU
Ananas comosus (pineapple) is the source of this 2615-nucleotide messenger RNA. RefSeq lists its product as uncharacterized. The transcript is spliced from 9 exons. Gene Ontology annotation, cellular component: nucleus. Gene Ontology annotation, molecular function: deSUMOylase activity. Gene Ontology annotation, biological process: protein desumoylation. Bases 902 to 2500 code for a protein of 532 amino acids. The record is from RefSeq and is a predicted model, not a curated record. Lineage: Eukaryota; Viridiplantae; Streptophyta; Magnoliopsida; Poales; Bromeliaceae.